UACGGGUGUCUCCGUGGGUCCCCUUUAUUACGACUGCUUCCCAAAUAUACUCUUUUUAGCUCCCCAAAACCAAAACCCCCCACACACAACACGCACACUCUUUUUCUCUCUCUAAAUUCCCCCCUUUUUCCUCCCUCCCUCUCUCCACUCCCACAGCAAUUUCCAUGGCUUCAACUCGUGAAGGUCACUACAGAGGAGUGAGAAAGCGUCCCUGGGGUCGUUACGCCGCAGAGAUUCGUGACCCCUGGAAGAAAACUCGUGUUUGGUUAGGCACUUUCGACACUCCAGAAGAAGCCGCACUCGCUUACGACGGCGCCGCCCGUUCUCUCCGCGGUGCUAAAGCCAAAACCAACUUCCCUCCUCCUCCUCCCCCGCCUCCUUCUUCCGCCGUCACUCCUCCUCUACCUCUCGAUCUCAACCUACCCUCUGAUCAUCACCGGUGGACAUCGCCGUCCGGACGCAGGCUUAUCAUUGGGGAGUUUCUACAAGUAGGUCCGCCGCCGGAGAUGAACAUGCCGGUUGCAGGCGUUUCGCCGGCGAAAGAGAGUGAUGGUGGUUCCACGGCCAUGUAUUUUGGGAUUGUGAGACGUGGGUUACCUAUUGACUUGAAUGAACCGCCACCGUUGUGGAUGUGAGGAGGCGGAAAAUUCCUUUUUCGUUUUUAUCACUUUGUCAUUCUCUCUAUUUUCAAGCUUUUGAGAGAAAGGUAAUACCUAAUUUUCCUAUGACUACGAAGAAAAAAAGCAGAAGUUUCCUUGAGAUAUUUGUGUUAUUAGGAGGAAGCAUUAUUAUGUAAAUACCUGUUUUUUUAAUCCUAAUUCUCUUAUCUUUUUGUAGCACGCUUAAUUAUCAUAAAAUUAUAGUACAUGUGAGUACUUUAUGGUCUAAUUUCAUUAUUACGUAGAA
Molecule: messenger RNA, 906 nt
Organism: Solanum dulcamara
Lineage: Eukaryota; Viridiplantae; Streptophyta; Magnoliopsida; Solanales; Solanaceae
Product: ethylene-responsive transcription factor 12-like
Exons: 1
Coding region: 165-635 (156 amino acids)
Biological process (GO): regulation of DNA-templated transcription
Molecular function (GO): DNA binding; DNA-binding transcription factor activity
Source: RefSeq, a predicted model, not a curated record